Messenger RNA from Sphaerulina musiva SO2202, 4748 nucleotides. Its product is annotated as TPR-like protein. Gene Ontology annotation, molecular function: RNA polymerase II cis-regulatory region sequence-specific DNA binding; protein binding; chromatin DNA binding. Gene Ontology annotation, biological process: regulation of gene expression. The transcript has 12 exons. Lineage: Eukaryota; Fungi; Ascomycota; Dothideomycetes; Mycosphaerellales; Mycosphaerellaceae. The coding region runs from base 299 to 3076 and encodes 925 amino acids. The record is from RefSeq and is a predicted model, not a curated record.
ACCCACCCCUCCCCUCCCCUCCCCUCCGCUCCGCUCCGCUCUCCUCCACUGAAGCGCCCUCCGCAGCUCACGCUCGGUCUAUCGGUGGUAGUCCUCUACGCGCUGCGUCGGGCCCGUGGCUCUCACCGCCGUGCACAUAAGCAUUUCCACUUCGAUCGUGCAUGCACCACCGUCGUUGCGGGACAGCGCUCCUACUCUCCUCAUAACCAUUCGUCCGUCCACAGCCGACGGACUGCGCGACUGCGCGACUGCCCGUUCGCGGAGCUGAACGUCACAUCUCCCUCCUCCGCCUGCCACGAUGGCUGCUCAACAAUCCCCGACGGGCCCAUUGCCGCAUCAACAACAUCACUAUGGAGGCGGUGGCCCUGCGCGAGCUCCGCCUCCUCCGCCUGCUCCCCCUUCUGGGCCCAUCGUCCAGCAGCAGAUCCCGCCGGGCAAGACGGCUGCCGAAUACCUGCGGUUAACCAACGAGUCGGUAUGGUUGCAACUGGGCAACCUGUCGGAGGUCAUGGGUGAGCUCGACGGUGCGACACAGGCGUAUGAGCGUGCCAUGAACUUCAACCAAUGGUCUGUGCCGGCCAUGUUGGCCAUCUCAUGCAUCCUGCGCUCAAAGGAUCAGUUCACCGCUGCCGUCGAGUAUCUUAGAACGAUCCUCAAGGUAGAGCCCACUAAUGGUGAGGUCUGGUCCAGUCUGGGUCAUUGCUAUCUUAUGAUGGACGACCUCCAGCAGGCAUAUUCUGCAUAUCAGCAAGCGUUGUAUCAUUUGCCAGAUCCCAAGGAACCCAAAUUGUGGUAUGGCAUAGGAAUCCUCUAUGAUCGAUACGGUAGCUUGGAGCACGCAGAGGAGGCUUUCUCCCAGGUCAUGCGAAUGGAGCCGGGGUUCGAAAAAGCAAAUGAGAUCUAUUUCAGACUGGGAAUUAUAUACAAGCAGCAGCAGAAGUUCUCCCAGAGCUUGGAGUGCUUCCGGUACAUUGUCGACGAUCCUCCUCGUCCUUUGAGUGAGGAAGACAUCUGGUUCCAGAUUGGUCAUGUCCACGAACAACAGAAAGAUUACGACUCGGCCAAAGCUGCUUAUACUCGAGUGCUCGAGCGUGACCCCAACCAUGCCAAGGUUUUGCAACAACUAGGUUGGCUGCAUCAUCAACAGAGCAGCAGCUUCACCAGCCAAGAGCAGGCUAUAGAGUAUCUCGAAAAAUCAGUCGCAUCUGACCAAACCGAUGCACAAAGCUGGUACUUGUUGGGCAGAUGUUACAUGUCGCAGCAGAAAUACCCCAAGGCCUACGAAGCUUAUCAACAAGCUGUCUAUCGUGAUGGUCGCAACCCAACCUUCUGGUGCUCGAUUGGUGUUCUCUACUAUCAGAUCAACCAAUACCGAGAUGCCCUUGAUGCGUACUCUCGGGCUAUCAGACUGAAUCCGAACAUCUCCGAAGUCUGGUACGAUCUCGGAACUUUGUAUGAGUCUUGCAACAACCAAACAAGCGAUGCUCUAGACGCGUACACCCGAGCAGCCGAUCUUGAUCCAACCAACGUGCAUAUCAAAGCUCGACUUGCUCUCCUCAAGGGCCAGCCAACCAACGGCCUACCUAACCAGGGAGGUGCGCCCCUGCCCCAAGACGUCCACCCACAAGCCUAUCAGCCUGGCGCCCUAGGAGGUGGGCCCCCUGGUCCCCAAUGGGGUGCACACUCGCAGAACCCUCCGCCUCCCGGUCCUGCACCGCCUCCUCUCGCCGCAGGGAACAAUUGGGGAGGCAAUCGCUUGGCAGAUUUGCAAAAUCCUCAGAUGCAGCCUCAGCCAUUGAAUCCAUAUGAACAGCGGGACCGCCUCCCACCACAGCAGCCACAGCAGCAAGGCUCACAACAAGGUCCUAUGCAGGGCCCUCCUCCACAGGGUCUUCCGCAAGGCCUUCCGAAUGGUCCACAGCAGCAACAGCAGCAGCAACCUCAGCCCCUCCGGCAGCAAAGCCCGCCUCCUUCCAGGCAGUAUCAAGACCAGCAGCCUCAGCUGCAGCCGCAGCGGCCACCACCACCUGCACACCGAGGCUUGUCGCCAUCACCGAAGGUCCAGCACCCCACUCCAGCACCAUUUCAGCCAGGCCUCUCGCACCAGGCCCAGCAGCAGCAACAGCAGCAGCAGCAACAACAGCAGCAGCAGCAGCAGCAACAACAACAACAACAACAUCAGCAGCAGCAGCAGCAGCAGCAGCAUGGUCCUUCUGCACAUCAUGGGCCACUCUCGCAGCCACAGGAACCUCAGCGACCACCAUUCAUGUCCCAUCCAUCGAAUGGCCCACUGCCGCCACACUCUAACGGUAUGCCACCUACGUCUACGCUUCACAAUUUGCCACCAUACGCUCGCCAGCAAGAAGUGCAACCAGAGAUUAGGCCUCUCAUCAACAAUCCUGCGCCAUCGCCCAGCGCCAGUCACUUUGGUCCACCAAGGACGCCAUUCGAGCACAAUCCGAGUGCUGCGACCCCUAGCAUCGCUAAUGGCGCGCCCCCACCAUCAUCAGCGCAGACCGCUGCUGACGCUGCCGCGCGUGAACGCGAAGAUAGACCGGGAAGCACGGCCCCGAAACGACUCCGAGAGUGGGAGGAUGACCCGAACCCUGGCGCGGCUAAGAAGCCCAUGGCAGAAGACAGUAGGUCACGGCUGGAUGAGAUCAAGAUGCAUCGGCCUUCGCCACCUGCCAAAAUGGCCACUCCGCCACAUCGAAGUCCUUCUGAGCUGCGCCGCAUUGAUGAGCCGCGGCCCAUGUCUGCAUACAAUCCAUCAGAAGCCGCGCACCAUCCUCCCUCUUUGCCUCCAAUGCAAUCGAUCACCCAAAGAUCGCCACGCACUUCUGCGCCCCCUCAAGAAGAGCAUCGGGCCCCUCCUCCACCUCCGCCACCACCUGUGUCUGCGCCUGCCCAGCCUCUGGAGCCUGCGGCACGAAAGAUGGAUGUGGACGAGAACUACGAUGAUAGCGGCGACGAAGAGAAGCGAUCGGUCACGAAACAGGAGAGCCGAAGAAACAGUCCGAAGCCUCCCAAUGGCAUCUCCGCGCCUGCAGUCACGAAUGGUGAGCAAAAAGCUUAGGACGGUAACGCCACGGAAGCAAGGGAAUUCCAAGCGAAACACCAACGCAAGAGUUGACGAAAUCACGAAUAUGGUACAAAAGGAGUAAGAUCGCUCAGGUCCCACGCAAUAGAGAUGACGCUGUGGGAAGCAUCUCUCAGUCCGUACCUAUGUACACAGAUCCUAUACUAAAUAUUCCAUGCCUCUGAGCACAUCAUUUGCACACACACACAUUUCCUGUUUCAUCAACGUACACGCUUCCUGAAGGCGAGGAGCUCCUUGGCUUCUCGCGGAUAUUUUCUAUGUGGUCUUUGUGGGCAAGGAUAUGGGACUGUAGGAGGUAGAGCAAGCAGGAAUAAGCCGAGUGCUGCCCGCUCGACUUGGAGCCGCAUGUGAUGUCAAGCCGUUUAAACGAAAAACGCGACCGCUACAGAUCUGACGUCAACUACAUGUACCUAGGAGGUACAUUACCUACCUAGGAGGCACAGUGGAGGUAGGAGAUGAGUACAUGAACUCUUUUCUACCACGCACGACCUUUCUAGCAUUCACUUCCCAACAUCACAUCAAUCAUCAUGGCACCCAAAGGCCUCGCCAUCAUCCUCGGAGCCGGACCGACCACAGGCGCAGGCAUCGCCCGCGUCCUCUCCUCUCGCAGCCAGGGCAACAUGGCCGUGGCCCUCCUCGCUCGCCGCCCAGAGCCCUUGACGGAGCUGGCCACUUCUCUGCGAUCGUCGAACCCGGGAGCCGUGUUGGAGACUUUUCCCACGGAUACUUCUCCUGAGCAGCUUCGAAAGACGUUUGGGGAGAUUCGAAAUCACAAGUCUUUUCAAGGGUUGAAGUUGGAUUUGGCGGUGUUUUCGAUUAAGAAUAGUGCCAAGAAGCCGUUUAUGGAGGAGACGGUGGAGGGGUUUAUGGAGACUUUGGAGGAUUAUGUUGGAGGUGCUGUGGUGUUUUCCCAAGAAGCCCUCAAGCUCAUGUUUGAACACCAUGGGGAAAAGACGUUGGCGGAAGGAGGCGAGAAGAAGGGAACGUUGAUCUUUACUGGAACGCUCGGUGCUCUACGAUGCAACGCCGAAUAUGGCAGCUAUGGCGCAUCUCGUGGUAGUGUGAGACAACUCGCCCAAGCUCUCGCACGAGAGAUGAGCGCUCGAGGCGUGCACGUCGUUCAUACGAUAGCCAAUGGCCGUAUUGCAGACGCUUCUGCCGAUACUCCCGAGGUUCAGAGUGGGAAACAUAUUGCUGCUGAGGCGGUGGGAGAGACUUAUCUGUAUCUUCAUAAUCAACAUCCGACGUUGUGGACUCACGAGCUUGACAUGCGACCAGCACAGGAGAAGUUCUAGAUGUGGAAAACAAAUUGCCACAUUUUCUACAUGUAGCUACCGGACUGAUUGAUUUUUAUUGUUAUUGGACCCCUGCAGAAGAAGACAAUACCUACCUAGGUAUCGUGUAUGUUUUUCUCCUUUUCCCUUUUGUUCUCCAAAUCAUAGUGACUCAGGUACCUAUUACCCAGUAGGUACCUCCCUCCCUUGCUCAAUUCUUUCCUUGAGGUGCCGGAGGAAUUUUCCUUGGUCUUCCGCAGACGGCGUUUCUCAUUUUUCCAGUUCCUUUUUUUCCCAUGUCCAUUUCCCAAAUGUGUAAGUGUGACAGUGAGAGCAAAAACUUCGGAAUCCUUUUCGGCCGGAUUAAUUCGCCA